UAUGACUUCAGUAGCAAGCUCCAACGAACUAAUAUCAAUCGCCAUCAUCGGCGCCGGAAUCGCGGGAAUAACACUCGCCAUUGCCCUCUCAAAACACAAUCCCAGUCUACACCUCACAAUCUACGAAUCUCGACCCGGAUUCUCAGAAAUCGGCGCGGGUGUAGGAUUCGGACCAAAUGCCAUCCAAGCAAUGACCUUGAUCUCCCCAGAUUUAACAGCAGCACACAACCGCGUCGCAACACCCAACGCCAGCCCAGAAAAAGCACACAUCUGGUUCGACGUUCGACACGGUACUGGUCCUCACGCCGGCGAAUUAAUAGCUGAGAUCGAGACGAAAGGCGGAUUCGUACAUUGUGGGGCCUCGAGGUCUCAGUUUUUGGAUGAGAUUGUUGCUUUGAUUCCAAAGUCUGUGAAGACUGAAUUUAGGAAGAAAGUUGUUGAUGUUUAUGAAGAUGAGGGAAGUGGGAAAAUGAAGGUAAAGUUUCAUGAUGGGAUGGAGAUUGAGGCUGACGGGGUGGUGGGCUGUGAUGGGAUUCGAUCUGCUUGUCGGAAGAUUAUGCUUGGAUCCGGAGAUGAGAGCGCGAAUGCUGUUUACAGUGGGAAAUAUGCUUAUAGAAAAGUCGUAGACAUGGAGAAAGCAGUUGAAGUUGCGGGGAAACUGGUUGAGAAUAGACAAGUGUAUGUGGGGCAUGGAGGACAUCUGUUAAUGUUUCCAAUCCGAGGCGGUAAGGGACUGAAUAUUGUUGCUUUUGUAGAUGCGAAAGGCAAACCGUGGAUAGACCGGCAAUGGGUUGUGCCUGCGAGUAGAGAAGAUGUUCUGCAAGAUUACAAGGGCUGGGGUAAGAUACCAACUGCUUUAUUAGAGUUGAUUGACGAACCCGAUAAAUGGGCGCUGUUCGAUCAUCUUCCAGCUCCAACAUACGUCAAGGGAAAUUUCUGCUUGAUUGGAGAUGCAGCCCAUGCAACAACUCCUCAUUCAGGCUCGGGAGCAGGAUUUGCGGUCGAAGAUGCUCAAUUGUUGUCAGGGCUUCUCACACUAGAAUUUAUCAAGUCACGCCGGGACAUUGGGUAUGCUUUCAAAGCUUAUGAUGCCAUAAGACGGCCAAGAUCGCAAAAACUAGUUACAAAUUCGAGACAGAAUGGGAGAACGCUGGAGCUGCAGGAUGAUGACGGUGAGCUGCUGGACUACGAACGUUUGGCGGGUAGGAUGGAGGAGAAUAUGGAAUGGGCAUGGGAGGUCGAUCUUGGUGCAAUGCUCGACGAAGCCAAGAAACUUGUCAAGAAUUAUGAAAGCAUAAACGGCGUUCCAUGAGCUGUAAUUCGAGGAAUUUUGGACAGGCAAGUAAUUUGGACCAAACCCGUG
Messenger RNA from Mollisia scopiformis, 1363 nucleotides. Its product is annotated as FAD/NAD(P)-binding domain-containing protein. Gene Ontology annotation, biological process: secondary metabolite biosynthetic process. The annotation marks the transcript as partial. Lineage: Eukaryota; Fungi; Ascomycota; Leotiomycetes; Helotiales; Mollisiaceae. Gene Ontology annotation, molecular function: FAD binding. The record is from RefSeq and is a predicted model, not a curated record. The transcript is spliced from 3 exons.